Messenger RNA from Pogonomyrmex barbatus (red harvester ant), 780 nucleotides. RefSeq names its product transcription factor IIIA-like. The record is from RefSeq and is a predicted model, not a curated record. NCBI's taxonomy places the organism in Eukaryota, Metazoa, Arthropoda, Insecta, Hymenoptera, Formicidae.
ACAAACAUUUUAUGUGGGACAUUGCGCAAAAGAAAAAUAAGAUAUUAAGAGUGAUAACGUCAAAUCGAUUAUCCUUUACAUAUUUUGGGAUGAUACUAGUAUACACAGUUGGCAUCGUUAAUGAAUUAUGAUGAAUUCAUCAAAACGGGACCUUGUAUUCCAGGAACGACAAGGACAUUCAAAAAAGAAAAGGAUAUAAGUAAAGACAGUCACAAUAAGUUAGAGCACUCGCAGAUCGGUAUGGAGUGCUGUAAGCAGUGCGGCAAGAGCGUAGCCAACAUAAAAAAGCACAUGAAAUCACACAACCCCGACAAGCACGUAUGUCAAAUUUGUUUGAUAUCGUUGACCAGAUCUGACAAUCUAAAAAGACACAUAAAGUUGAAGCAUGGAUCGGAGAAGUCCUUAUUGACGUCAUUCAUGCGCAUGGAACACAAGCACUUCUUAGAUAAAUCCGAGAGUUAUUUGUCUUAAUAACUCUUAUAUAUCGCAUGAUGAAAUAUGCAACGCGUCCACGUGCAAAAUAUAAACCAAAUACAAAUUGUGCGAGGAUUUCUGAAUCAAUGAAGCCUGUCGGAUGAUCGAUUCAUCUCAGACAUUAGAAAUACAUAAUCUUCCUCGACACAUAAUGUCACUUUUGGCGCGUGACGUGAGCGCGUUUCAAUUGUAAAUUUUUUUUGGAUUUUUCCGACUUUGAAUUUUUGGAAAUUCAUGACUCCAUCUCGAAUUCUUGGCAAUUCAUAAAUCCUCGUACACUCUACAUACAUAACUUAUUUUCUUAUU